AAGUCCCCCACCCACUCGUCGCGUCGUCUCCUUCCUCCUCCGCCUCGCAGCAAAAACCCUAGCCACCGCUCCCUCCGCCUCCACGGUUCUCUCUCCGAAGGCAAGGGGUUUUGGUGCGGGCUCGAGGCGAUGGCGGGCGGCGGGAAGAAGGAGAAGGGGGAGGCGCUGGGCCGCGCGCUGAUCCGGCAGCGGAACAAGGCGGCGGCGGCCGCCAAGGAGCGCGGCGAGGCGCUGGCCUUCGCGCGCCGCCGAGCGAUGCCGCUCGAGUCCGUCAUCGACGUCAGCGACAUCGACGCCGUGCUUCAGCGGGCCGCGGAGGCCGACCAGCUCGCCGAGGCCGCGUCCGUCUCCUCCGACUCCGACCUCGUCAUCGACCUGGACGCGACGGGGGAGACAGUCGAGGAGAGGCGGCGGCUGCGGAAGGAGCAGGAGGCCCUGCACGCCAGCAGCCUCAGGGUUCCCCGGCGUCCACCGUGGCAUAAUCAGAUGACGGUAGAGGAGCUUGAUGCGAAUGAGAGGCGGGCGUUCCUGGUGUGGCGCAGGAAUCUUGCGAGAUUGGAAGAGAAUGACAAGCUUGUCCUGACACCCUUUGAGAAGAAUAUUGACAUCUGGAGACAGCUCUGGAGAGUGCUUGAACGCAGUGAUUUGCUGGUUAUGGUGGUUGAUGCUCGAGAUCCCUUAUUCUACCGCUGCCCUGACCUAGAGGCAUACGCAAAGGAAAUUGAUGAACACAAGAGAACAAUGCUUCUUGUUAACAAGGCUGAUCUGUUGCCGUUAAAUAUCCGGAAGAGAUGGGCUGACUAUUUUAAGGCACAUGAUAUUCUCUUUGUUUUCUGGUCAGCUAAAGCUGCUACUGCCACACUUGAAGGCAAAAAGUUAAGUGGAUACUCUGAAGAAGAAUCUGCUUCACUUGAUUUGGAUACCAAGAUAUAUGGCAGGGAUGAACUCUUGAUGAGGCUGCAAGCUGAAGCAGAAUCUAUUGUAGCACAAAGGAGGACCUCAACUGCUGAAGAGGAUCAUGAUGUCAGUUCUUCAGAUUCUGCUUCAUCAGUGGCUAAGCAUGUAGUUGUUGGGUUUGUUGGUUAUCCAAAUGUUGGAAAGAGUUCCACUAUAAAUGCUUUGGUUGGUGAGAAGAGGACUGGUGUUACUCACACACCUGGCAAGACUAAACAUUUCCAGACACUGAUAAUCUCUGAAGAGCUCACUCUCUGUGAUUGCCCUGGACUGGUCUUCCCAUCUUUCUCAAGCUCAAGGCAUGAGAUGGUGGCAUGUGGUGUCUUGCCGAUUGACAGGAUGACAAAGCACCGGGAAGCUAUUCAGGUGGUGGCAGAUCGUGUCCCGAGAAAUAUACUUGAGCAGAUUUACAAAAUCACCUUGCCGAAGCCGAAGCCUUACGAAUCGCAGUCUCGGCCACCAACUGCCGCUGAGCUGUUGCGGGCCUACUGUGCAUCCAGGGGGCAUGUCAGCCAUGCUGGGCUGCCUGACGAGACCAGGGCUGCUCGACAAAUACUGAAGGAUUACAUUGAUGGUAAAAUCCCGCACUUUGAACUCCCUCCUGGUGUAGCAGACGUCGAAGCAGAAUGUGAAGUAAUCACCAGAUCAGAAGGUCCAGCUACUUCAUCAGCAGCUAAUGAAUCAGAUGCUGAUGAUUUGGAUGAAGAGGAUGAGGACGCAGUUGAUCCAGCAGAGCCAGACAUGAAAGAUGUACUGGAUGACCUGGAAUCUUUCGACUUGGCCAAUGAAGGAUCUAAAACCGCCGCAAAGAAGAAGAAAGAGGCAUCCCACAAGCACCACAAGAAGCCCCAGCGGAAGAAGGAUCGGUCCUGGAGGGUUGGCAACGAUGGUGGGGAUGGAACGGCAGUUGUAAGGGUGUUCCAGAAGCCCGCUGUCAAUGUGAGCGGCAGGGUCUAAUACCUCAACUUUCUGCUUUGCACAACCACACAACACAUGGCGGGGCACUGAGCCUCCUACUGUCCGCUGAUGGCUGAAGCUUCUUCAGUGGAAGGGACAAGCGGAACGUUGUGGUUUUGCAUGACAGCUUGUAAAACCCUGAUAGUCGUUACCAGAAACUAGUGUUGCCCUUGCGGCCUUCCAUAUGCAGUGAGUUGUAGCGCGAUAGAUACAUACGGUGGUGUGUACUGUUUGUUUUUUUCCAUGUCUUCCAUAGCAACACAUAUGUGAAGGUACUAUUCAGAUGGUUGAUACGUGCUAUGGUAGGACUCUGUUCCAAACCCUUUUCUUUGAUGUAUUGAUCGGCAUUCUUAAUACAAAUGUCAAAAAAAAAAUGGAGAGCA
Molecule: messenger RNA, 2294 nt
Organism: Panicum hallii
Lineage: Eukaryota; Viridiplantae; Streptophyta; Magnoliopsida; Poales; Poaceae
Product: GTPase LSG1-2
Exons: 7
Coding region: 130-1911 (593 amino acids)
Cellular component (GO): cytosol
Molecular function (GO): GTPase activity; GTP binding
Source: RefSeq, a predicted model, not a curated record